This is a messenger RNA of Selaginella moellendorffii, 6545 nucleotides long. Its product is annotated as histidine kinase 1. NCBI's taxonomy places the organism in Eukaryota, Viridiplantae, Streptophyta, Lycopodiopsida, Selaginellales, Selaginellaceae. The record is from RefSeq and is a predicted model, not a curated record. Gene Ontology annotation, cellular component: nucleus. Gene Ontology annotation, biological process: phosphorelay signal transduction system; phosphorylation. The coding region runs from base 1215 to 4985 and encodes 1256 amino acids. Gene Ontology annotation, molecular function: phosphorelay sensor kinase activity. The transcript is spliced from 10 exons.
ACAGUGAUGGUGUCUUUGCGUGUUGCCGAUGACAAGCCGGCGAGAAUGAAGGCAAGGAGAAGACUGUGAAGCACCAUAGCCGGCUUCACGCAUACACUGGCUGAAAGAGAGAUGCAGAGGUUUAAAAGAGCCACGAAGUGUUUAAAGCGAGUAAGUUUCUCUUUGUCUCGAAGAUUUGACCUCCGCGAAGCAGCUUGACUUACUUUGAUCUCGCAAAUAACAAUUCGAAGCAUGUUUUUAUAAUCGCUGGAAGCUCGCGAUGUUCGGACAAAGAAAUAAAACCAUGCAGGGAGGGAAGCAAGAAAACAUCCGCAAGAAUCGCCCGAAAGAAUCUGAAUUGGAAGGCGCGGCGCGGCAUUAAAAAUGAAACCAGCAGCGUUUUCAGAGAUCCUGAUCGGAUACGGGACACGAUUGCUUGUUUAAGCUUGACCGACGCAGCUAUGGCUGGAUUCAUUCGCUCGCUUUGGAUCUCAUAAAUGCGCAGCUUGAAACAGUCUUGAUCGAGCGCGGAGAAAAGAAACGCGAAAAAAGAACUAUAACGGAACUUACGAGCUAUGGCUGCUGCUUGGAAGAAGCUCGGCUAUGGUGGUGUGGCAUUAAAUGUGGGGAGUUUCUCUUCCUUUUUUUUUGAAUUUGCCAUAUUCCAAAUCAAAUCUCCUGGAAACCAACCCAUUGAAUUCACCCAACACCAUAGCCGCGAUCAUGGAAGAAGCAAUCGUGGAGCGCUGUGAUUGCUGCCUUGAUCCGUGUUAAUCGGAAGAAGCGCAAGAGAAAGGAAGAGGGUGAGAAAGAGAGUAGGCAAGGCUAGAGGAGGAUUUGUCACGGCAGUGUGGUAUGCGUGAUCGAUCGAGCUAUCGAUCGAUCGCUCACGCACAACAUUUGAUUCAAACGGCGAUGGCAUUAUCAGAGAGAGAUCGAAUCUGGGCAGGAUUUCUCGGAAGAAAAUCCCAUAAACACUGCCGCAUCCAUCGAUUGUCGGAUGAGGGCACAGCUGCGAUCCUCAUGGCGAUGGCGACGCCGCCCCGAUCAUGAGGUAUCGGUAGUAUAUCGUUCUUGGGCGGGAUCGAGGAAGAACAAAGAAGAAGAGAGAAAGAGAGAUGGUGGGCGGUGGAUUCCCAGCGGGGAUCGGUGCUAGAUCGAUCGUGGGUAGGCAGGAAUCGAGGAAGGAGAUGAUGGGUCCGCGGCGGCUGUGAGAAAGAGAGAUCGAUCGAUCCAUGGGCGAGCCGGCGGCGGGAGGAGAAGAGGAUGCUUACUGGGGACGCUUGUGCCAAUCCAUGGCCUCCCGCUGCUUGGAAUGUAGCUCGCUGGGCAUGAGAGGCGAUCCCAUGGGUGUUCUUCGCAUUAGCAGCUCCAGCCACCAGUUCUACGAGAGUGAUUCCACGCCGGAUAGUCCCCGCCUCUCCACGAUCAACGCGACGAUCUCCAGCCACUUCUCUGGGAAUCUUUCGGCAGAUUUGAAUGGGCUGGAGAGCGGCGCCGCGCGAGAGAACCAGGGAAAUGGAAACGAAGAAGCGCCAUCGCCGCCCCGGCCGCCACCGCCGCCACCGCCGCCGCCGCCACCUUUGAGAAGAUUUUCUCUGGAGAUCUUGCGCGAGUGGGCGAUGAAGCGAUCGCAUUGGCAGCAAGUAGCGAGCGAUCCCAUGCUCUUCCCUCGCAUCGCCCUCAUGGUGAUGCUGGUGUUGCUCGUGACUAUACUCACCGUGAGCGCGUGGUACGUUGCCUCGAGCCAGAUUCGACGAUCCAUCGCUCCUCUCGUUGCUUCUUUGCGAACCGAGGCUGCGUUUGACAUCGAGAAGCCGCUGGAUUUCGCUCUAAACUACACUUCCACUUCGGUGUCGCUUCUUUGUCGCCUCCUCUCGGCGUCCAACGCGAGCUUGACAUCCUCCCCUCCUCAGCUCAAGAGCUUGCUGUGGACUGGCUACUUCAUGAGGCCGGGCAGCAGCGCUGCCGGAUUCUUCACUCGGGAUCUCUCUUUCAUGGCCUUUGCCGACUCGAACUCCAGCAGGAGCGACGACGCCUACUUCUUCUCGUCCACUGGAAACUCGAACUCCACGCACCGAAAGUCGUGUGUCUCGCGGGACUCCUUUCGAUGGUUUCGCCAACUAGUUCAUCCGGUCACGGGGAAGGUCGAGCAAGCGCAGACGCCAUCGCCAUGCCUGUUCUACACCGCUCGCUCGUCUCUCUACCAGGCAGCUCUCAACGACACGAGUGGAAAGAUCUUCUGGGACAUCACGGCCGACUCGUCCGGGAGUUUGUCACUCUUGGGAAUGCAAGCCGUGAGAUCGAGCUCGAGAACCAGCGGCGUGGCUUUUGUGACGAGAUCUUUCGAGAACAUGAUGCGUCAAGUGGAUGCUUUCCAGCAGCAUAUGUUCCUCAUGACGGACGAUGGCCGCUUGGUCGGGAUAUAUGGAUCGAGCUACGCAGUCGGGGACGUGGAUCGAGCCAACUUUACGAUUCCACUCGCCAGGGACUCGAGCGACGCGCUGGUGGCGAGGAUAUCUUCGUUUUUGGAUCGAGUAAACUCGAGCUUGGCUUCGUCUCCUCGGCACUUUGAGAACGUUUUGGUGGAUGGCGUUCACUAUCACGUGAAUACGGUGCCAUUGUCAAGCAUUGGACAAAAUCUGGUUGCCGUGUUGAUCAUCUCGGUGAGGAGCUUGGAGAUUGGACUGGACGCUCGGCUGCACACUCUGGGGAUGAUUUUCCUCGGCAUUGCUCUCGCGACGGUGCUGAUGGGGUGCUGCCUCGUGGUGAUGCUCACAAAGGGAGUGAGCAUCUCCAUGAGAGUGGAGCAAUCCUACAUCGCACAGGUGAAAGCCACCAAGCUCGCCGAGAAACGGAGCAACCACAAGAAGCUCUUCUUCGCCAACAUGAGCCACGACCUCCGGACUCCUCUCGCUGCCAUCAUCGGCUUGAUCGAUCUGUGCCUGUCUCACAAGGAGCGCCUCUCGGUGGAGCUCGAGUCCAACAUGCUACAAAUGAAAACUUGCGCUACAACUCUUCUAGGGAUUCUAAACUCGAUUCUAGACAUGAGCAAGGCCGAGGUUGGCAAGCUGGAGCUGGAGGUGGCGGACUUCGACCUCAUCAAAGUCUUGGAGGAGGCAGUGGACAUCUUCGCGGUGGUAGGGGCCAAGAAAGGCAUCGAAGUGGUGCUGGAGCUGCCGGACGACAGCAUCGAGCUAGUGCGGUGGGUGCGAGGCGACGCUGGACGAGUGAAGCAGCUCCUGUGCGAUCUCCUCAGCAACGGUGUCAAGUUCACGAGCCGCGGCUACGUGAUUCUCCGAGCUUUUCCCAAGCAAUCCUCCUCGCAGAGCUGGGUGGCGAGCGCGAGCCGGCGGUCCGGCCGCUGGUUCCAGAAAACUUUCGUCAGCUGCUUGAGGACUAGCAGCAGCAGUAGCAACAGGUCCUCGCAGAUCCCGGCUCGAUCACAGGGCAGCAGCAGUGACACUCUCGAGUUCGAGUUCGAAGUGGACGACACCGGACAAGGAAUCCCGCAGUCGCGACGCGAGGCAGUGUUUCGAAACUUUGUCCAGGGGAGCUCCAAAGUCCACUGCACGUAUGGAGGAACCGGGCUGGGCCUAGCGAUCGUUCGCUCCCUGGUGCAUAUGAUGGGAGGCCAGAUCAAAGUCGCCAACAAAGACGGCCCAGGAACGCUCUUCAAGUUUAAUCUCCUCUUCCAGAAGGCGUCGAGCAGGGAUAUCCAGACUACACACUCGGGCUUGCGUCGCAACGGCUCGCACCAGCAAUCUUUCGGAGAAGAGAGCCAGCUCUUGGAAAACGCUGCCCGGGUUGACGGACUCGAGGGACAGAACCUCCAGGUGGUUUUGGCGAUGGCGGGCGAGCUUGGCCGGAAGUUUGUAUCCCUGUGGAUGCAAAACAAAGGAGCAGCACAGGUCUGCGAGGUCUCGCAGUGGCAGAGCAUCAUCCCGAGCCUGGAGCGAGCUCUCGCGGAUCGAACGAGCGUUUGCUCCGCGGACUCGUCACUGGAUAUCACCACCGAGAGCAACGCGAGAUCAUCGCCUUCGCCGCGAGGGAGGAGCGUGGUGUGCCUGGCGAUGCUGGAUACGGCGCUCUUCCCAGAAGGGAAUGCCUCCAUCACCACCAAGUUCCGGAUGGAGCUGGACGAGCUCGUCCGGAGCUCGCGAGGGAGUGGCAAGUGCGUGCACAUAAGCUGGAUCUUCUCGGCCGACACGACCAAUCUCGUGUGGCAGACGCUCCACAGCCGGAGCGAUCUCAUCGUCCACAAGCCCGUCCAUAGCUCGCGGCUGGCGGCGCUGGUGGAGGAGCUCCAGGGGCAGCACUUUGAGCACUUGGUGGCGGAGCAGCAGCGGUGGAGCAACGCCAAGAGGCCGAGCUGCGAGAAAAGAUCCUCCUUUUCUUCGCGGAGCCGGAGUGGAUCGGCGCAGGAGCUCUCCAGGCUGUCGCUGGAUCAGCACCAGCAACAGCGUGGGCUGGCGGAGGAGCGGCGGCGGAGUGGCGGCGAUGUGGAUGAGAGCGAGGAUGGUGACGCUGGGAAGGGGAGAAGUGGGAGCUUGGCGGAGCUGCGAAUCCUGGUGGUGGAGGACACGGUGCUGCUCCAAAAGGUGACCAAAGCGAUGCUGGAGCGAGAGGGAGCGAUCGUGGAGCUCGCUGCCAAUGGCGAGGAGGCUGUCAGCUCCAUCGCUGCGAGCUUGGCAGAUGAUCCAUGCAGUCCCGAUCCAGUGCAGCAAAAGCGGAGAAUGGAUCUAGUUCUCAUGGAUUGUCAGAUGCCUGUCAUGGAUGGCUAUGCCGCGACGGCUCGCAUACGCGAAUUGGAGGGUGGAUUGAGCAGCAAAGCCAGCGAAAACAGUGGUAGCGCUUGUCGAGUUCCCAUAAUUGCCCUCACGGCGCACGCCAUGGCCAGCGACGAGCAAAAGUGCAAAGGGGUUGGAAUGGACGCGUACCUGACCAAGCCAUUGAAUCUGGAGGAGCUGACGAAAACGAUGAAGGGCCUGGGAAUUCUAUCUUGAGGUUGCGCGCGGCGAAAGAGAGGGCGAGAGGAGGACGAAGGACAAACAAAGAACAAGAAGGGCAAACGACAGCGGUUGGAUCUGUGGCAUUAAUCCAAUCCCCGCCGUCAACUGUUUCGCGCGCCAAUCGGGGCCCAGUUGAAUCUCCGCCGUUGGAUGCGCGCUCCCGCCACUAGGCAGAAAUUUGAUCUAUGGCGGGCCAAUGGAAAGUGGACGCGUUGUGUUGACGCCGCAGGCCAAUGCGGCGGCGCCACGUGGUUCUGUUCUCAUCCAAAUGACUAGGGCUAGCGAAGGGGUCACAUUGGAAUGGAGAGGUGGCGGCGCGGCGGCGGCGUGGAGGAGGAGGAGCGGAGGCGAUGAGCGCGGCGCCGCUGGGAAAUCGCUGCCAAUGGGAUCGCCACCGGGAAGAAAUGGUUGCAAUCGCCAGGGGGCCAUAGGUGGUUAGGUUAUCUCUCUCUUUUUAUAUUCCUUUUCUCUUGAGUGGAUAUGGAUGCCGGAUCACACUCACACUACAGGGCGUGCUGGAAUGUCGCCUUUUCCUCAAUCGACACAGUGAUCGCACCGCUGGUGGGCGUGGAUUUGCAACACCACUUUGCGGUGCUGGACGGGUCAGCCCAGAUUCCAGUGUUUUGGCUGGGGAAGCUUUGCUUCAGCACCAUCAGCGAUAGCGUGCGCUCUCUCUCCGACAAUCUGUGCAAGACAAUGCGGCAGUGGAGCAUCAAUCUGCUCGUCCAGGUGCUGUUUAGCGGGAUGGUGAUGCUCAAUCCCCGGCUCAGCGAGGCCCAGCAAUUCCAGCUCUUGUCCGCCAUCACCCGGGCGCUCGAGCAGCUCUUCCUCCAGCACUGGCUGGACGAGAGGCUGAUGAAGGGAUUGAUCGCGCUGGCGUGCCCGGAUCGCGGCUCCCGGAUCCUCGUCACGUAUCUCGUCGAGGUUCUCAAGGGUCUAGCUUCCAGAUCAACGGCAGCAGUGGCUGGGGAGGGAGGAGAUUUGGAGUCGGAGUCACAGCAGCAGCAGCAGCGAGAAGAUCUCAAGGCCGCGAGAAUUCUCUGCCAGGAGUUUGGGAUCGAUCACAUGUACGUAGCGGCGAUGCCAGCGUCGGUGAGAAGGGCGGUGCUCGUCGCUCUCACGAGGGACAGGGACGAAGAUCUUGUAGGGUCGGCCAUCGCCCAGGAGCAGCGGAGAUUGAUGGCGUCGCCGGUUUGCUCCAUCACUCUGGAGCCAUUGCUGCUCCAAUCCAGUGGCAAGGUGAGCCUCGACGUGGUGGCGGUGAUCCAGAGCAGCAGCUCUAGAAGCGGUGGCGACGAUCAUGCGUUUCUUUACAGGGGCACGGCGCUGUACAAAUGGUUAGCGAAGCCGCAAGUUCCAAUCAGUCCGGAGACGAGGAGCGUCGUCACACCCAUGGACGUGUAUCGACUAUCUUGACACACACUAGGUAGGAUCCAAUCCAACUUUACCAACUUGCAGAGAGAGAGAGAGAGGACUAGGAAAGGCAAACAUUGUCAAACAAAGAUUUUUAGCUCCUGUAUACACGAACAGUGACACAAACCGUGAUUGUUUGCA